AUGACUGGCCUUCUGAAGGAGCUUAACCUUAAGCCUGGUGUUAUCUAUGGCGAUGAUGUCCUGAAGCUCUUCCAGUACGCCAAAGCCCAUGGCUUUGCUCUUCCGGCUAUCAACGUGACCUCUUCGUCUACUGCUGCUGCUGCCCUUGAGGCUGCGAGGAAUGCGAAGUCGCCUAUCAUCAUCCAGACUUCUCAGGGCGGAGCCGCCUACUUUGCUGGCAAGGGGAUCAAGGAUAGCGCUGAAAAGCGGGAGGCAUCUGUUGCUGGCGCUAUUGCUGCUGCGCACUACAUUCGCUCAGUCGCUCCGCACUACGGCAUUCCCGUUGUGCUACAUACCGACCAUUGUGCGAAGAAGCUGCUUCCAUGGCUCGACGGGAUGCUCGAUGAAGACGAGCGAUUCUUCAAGGAGCACGGUACCCCACUAUUCAGCAGCCACAUGAUUGAUCUCUCGGAGGAAUCUGUGGAGGAGAAUAUCGAGACUACGGCGAAAUACCUCAAGCGCGCCGCUCCUAUGAAGCAAUGGUUGGAGAUGGAGAUUGGCAUCACCGGAGGAGAGGAAGACGGAGUCAACAACGAGGACGUUGACAACAACUCCCUCUACACUCAGCCCGAGGAUAUCUGGGCCAUCUACGAGAGGCUCAGCAAGGAGAGCCCCUACUUCAGCAUCGCCGCUGGAUUCGGAAAUGUCCACGGCGUCUACAAGCCGGGCAACGUCAAGCUUCACCCCGAGCUUCUCGGGAAGCACCAGGCCUUUGUCCGCGAGAAACUCGGAUCCAAGGAUGAUAAACCUGUCUUCUUUGUCUUCCAUGGUGGCUCUGGCUCUUCGGUUGACGAGUUCCGCACUGCCAUCUCCUUUGGCGUUAUCAAGGUCAACCUUGACACGGAUCUCCAAUGGGCAUACACUGUUGGAAUCCGAGACUACAUGACUGCGAACAUCGACUACCUCAAGACCCAAGUUGGAAACCCCGAGGGCGCCGACAAGCCCAACAAGAAGAAGUACGACCCUCGCGUCUGGGUCAGGAAAGGAGAGGAGACCAUGAGGGAUCGCGUGGCCGUCGCCUUGGAGGAUUUCAAUGCGGCUGGUUCCCUGUAA
This is a messenger RNA of Phialemonium atrogriseum, 1092 nucleotides long. Its product is annotated as fructose-bisphosphate aldolase 1. Bases 1 to 1092 code for a protein of 363 amino acids. Gene Ontology annotation, cellular component: cytosol. Gene Ontology annotation, molecular function: zinc ion binding; fructose-bisphosphate aldolase activity. Gene Ontology annotation, biological process: gluconeogenesis; glycolytic process. The record is from RefSeq and is a predicted model, not a curated record. NCBI's taxonomy places the organism in Eukaryota, Fungi, Ascomycota, Sordariomycetes, Cephalothecales, Cephalothecaceae. The transcript has 11 exons.